UUUUGACCUUUAAUCACCAAGCAAUUUUCUUAACAAGUUGUACUUUAGCUGGCCAGGCCGGUAGGCUGAUCGGCCAAUCCUUUCCUUCUCUUCCACCUCUGAUGAUGAGAUAGCUCCAAACAAUUGCCCCAAAGGCGCUGGCAAGCAUCACAUGUCGACUUUGUCCAACAAUGGUAUUCAACAUCGGGUUCACACCAUGCCCUGUCAUCACAUCUCAGACCAUCAUACGGUACCAGGUUUUCGCAGGGCGGACACACCUCAGCAUCACAUCCUUGAUACGGUGCAGAAGGCUAUGACUGUGGGUGUAUAAUACUGAGGACAACAGAUGGCAUGUUUAAUCAUUGAUACUGUAUAUGCGGCAUAAACUUGGGCUUGCGGAUUGAUAUUAACUAGGGUUCAUGCCAACGCGCUUGACUAAGCACCGAUAAGUUAUUAGUUAACUAGUUAUUAAAUCAACUAGCUAAGUAACUAGACAUCUACAAGCAGGGAUGAAGACCCCUCUCACAAUGGGCGGGGUCACGAUGUCAUUUCGAAGGAUUGGUGGGGGCGGUCAUAUUUCGC
This is a messenger RNA of Aspergillus fijiensis CBS 313.89, 561 nucleotides long. RefSeq lists its product as uncharacterized. The coding region runs from base 152 to 310 and encodes 52 amino acids. NCBI's taxonomy places the organism in Eukaryota, Fungi, Ascomycota, Eurotiomycetes, Eurotiales, Aspergillaceae. The record is from RefSeq and is a predicted model, not a curated record. The transcript has a single exon.